GAUGGCAAGGAACCCACAAAAGAUGAAUGUGGCACAGAAGCUGGAAACAGUGAACAGGUGUAUGGGACACACCAAGAGAGGUCUGGAAGAUGGACGCUACACAAGAGGUCUGAUUAAGAUGAGAUGCUUCACAGCAGAGAAGUUGCUGGAUGAGUGGCAAGAGUCAUUCACUGAAGAAAUGGAAGACCGAGUAGCAGAAACCAGAAGAAAAAUAAAGAAAUAUCUUAAGACAGUUGAACAGGGUUACUCACCCAAAGUCGAAUACCCACAAGGAAUGAAUGUGAGGGAUGAUAUUGAGAAAGAAGAUGUCGAAGCUGACAUCAAAAAUAUAUAUAUAGGAGCAGCUGGAAGCGUGUUUGAAAAGAAUAGUUCAAGAAGUAGCAGUUGCUCUAGUGAGAGAAACACUUCCUCAGGAAAGAGAAAGAGAGAGAUGUAUGGAAGCAUAAAUGAUGAAGACGGUAUAGAAAUGGCAGCUGAGCAGGCAAAGGAUGGAAAAAAGAAACCCAUUAGGCCAGACACACAAAGCCAGGCAGAAAGGCAAAGCAUAAGCAUUUUUGAUAAAAUGGUAGAGGACAGUGACGAUGACGAAGUUGAUACUACCGCGAGAGGGGAUGAUACUCUCCCAUAUGACAUGAAUAGAGAAGGAUGGUGGAUGGGAGAAAAGGAGAAUGUAUUGGCUGAGUUAGGCGAAAUGAUAGAAAUGGAAAGAAGAGUGAGAAAAGAUGAGACAGCUCGAUUCAAAGCCAGACAAAAUGAGAAAGAGAACAGGCUAAAGGAAGAGCUGGAAGAAAGAGAUCAUCAGUUGUCUGUGUUGGUGAAAGCUACUAUAAGCAGUAGAGUAGAAAGCAUGGAAGCAGAGACAAGAAAGGAAAAUAACAAAUUACAUGAAAAAUUGGAGAUGGUCCAGGAAAAAAUGGAAAGGCUAGAGGCCCAAAUGGCAAAGAUGACAAGCGAGCAAAGAAUGGGUACGCCAGCAAAAACAGAAAGAAGAGAAAGUAUAAUCCCGAAUACCACAAUUCUGUUCGAAGGAGAGCCCGAAAUGUUUGAAGGUUUUAUAGUAAGGCACGAAAGCAUUCUGGCUAGGUAUGGCGAGGUUGAGGAAUGGGAGAAAUUUGACUGUUCUCUUGGUCUACUUUACUGGCCCCCUGGAAAGCCAAAGUCAAGAGGCAAUAUAGUAGAGUAUCUCAUGACAAGACAUGUAUUUGGGGCAAAAGAUAGUCCUUACGUAGUAUCAGCAACCCUGAGAAAGGUGUUGAAGGCCUCUCGCUUGUCAAGAGAGGAGAGGGAAGAGAUAACAAGAAGUUUUUAUGUGGACGACCUUAUAUUGGCAUCCAAUGACGAAGAUUACCUAAGGGAAGUGUUAGGGAAGGUGUUGAAGGCUCUCGAUAGCUACUUCACGCUUACAAAGCUGGCGAUGAACUCGAUAGAAAUUAGAAAGACCAUCCCACCUGAAAGGAGAAUUUAUGAUUACCCAGAAAAGGUGUUGGGCAUUAAAUAUGAAGGAAAAGAGGAUAAACUGUAUUGGAUAAUACAAAAGAAGACAUUAGAGCUCAAGGCUACUUGGAGAGACAUGUUAGGGGCAGUGGCAAGCAUUUAUGAUCCCCUUGGAUUAAUAAACAUUGUGACCAGCAAAUUAAGGCUCACAUUUUCACAACUCAGCAAAGGCAUGAGCCAUUGGAAAGAGGAAAUACCAGAAGAGAAGAGAAGAGACUGGAACACAAUCGUAGCCAGGUUGCCUAGACAAUUAAAUAUAGCUCGCUACGCCGGGAGCUCCAAAGGGUACCACAUCUACACUGACGCCUCAGAUACAAUGUUGGGAGUUGCAAUCUACUCAUAUGCUAAUGGAACCGAAAUGAUAAUGAGGUCAAAGGCCUUGAUGGUUAGACCAGCCAUGAAAACAAUGCCAAGGCAUGAGCUGGCUGCACCAUUACAAGGGGUGAGAUUGGCACUGGAGGUGAGCAAAGGGGUGGCGAGAAGGCCUGCCCUAUUUAUGACAGACUCGGAAGUGGUAUUGAGGUACAUCAAGAAUGACGAAAUCCCAAUGGAAAAGUAUGCACGAACAAGGGUGCUGGAGAUACGGCAGUACACAGACCCAGAUCAGUGGUACCAUGUGAAGAGCGAAAAUAACCCAGCAGAUUGGUUAACUAAAAUACCAGUAAAAUUCAACCAGGAAAGGUAUGACAAAUGGGCAAAGAGAGAAAUAACAAUGACACAACAAGGACAGCCAUGCAAGGUACUGUUGCUGAAAAAACCAGCCAAUAAUGAGCAGGACUUUGCAAAGUUCCUAUCCCAGAGAGAGGGGAAGGAGCUGACCAAUGUAAAUGACAUCAACCUGGAAGUAGAGAAAGCCAUAUGUGAAGCUCAAAUGGAGAUAGACCCAAAAAGACUGGCAAAAUAUGCGAUAACAAGGGGACAGGACAGAAUGAGAAUCCAACUCAGACGACUGGGGAAGAAGGAGAGCUACCUUGAGAACCCUAGGAUCUUGGAUGGAAAGUCGACGAUUGGAAAAUUGAUGGUGAAAAGGAUUCAUGAGGAAAACUGCCACGCCCCCCUGGCUAGAAUGAGAGUAAUCUUAAGAGAGACUUAUUGGGUACUGAAUGAGGUAGCUACCAUAAGACGAGUCAUUGCGGAAUGUGAUCAGUGCAGGAGGUAUAGAUCUAUAAUCCGUUAUGAGAAAAGAGGCAACAAGCCGUACUCCUUUCAAAUUGAAAAUGACCUAGAAAUAUUUAAAUAUAUUGGCAUUGACCAUUUUGGCCCCUUUAAGCUCAAACAAGGCGGCAAGCUCUAUGUAUUGCUACUUAUAUGUCUGCAGAGUAAAACUGUACAGCUGGAGGUAACAGAGGGUCUAGACACAAACUCCACCAAGCUGGCAUUGGAAAGAGCAUGGGCAAGGGAGAGGAGACCAUCCUUAAUAAUAUCUGACAAUUAUAGGACCUUUAAGGCUAUGGCUCAGGAAAAAAACCAAAUCGAUUGGCAAUUCACGGCACCAAAGGCGCCCUACCAAGGAGGCGUGUGGGAGGUAGCAGUUAAGGCAGCUAAAUAUUUGGCCAAACCAUAUCUACACAAUUGCUGGUCUCACCAGAAAUGGCAGACACUGUGGUCGCUAGUAGAGAAGGUAAUAAACGAUAAGCCAUUACAGCAGCCGCUAGAUGACCCUGACCAGAUAUUGGUAACACCCAAUUUACUAAAGAAGAGACAACGGGAGCUACGUUGGAAUGAAAGCAAAUGGAGUCAGAAGAGUUGGAACGAGAUACAGCGACAAUGGAAAAGGAUCUACCUGCAAGAGCUGGUCAGACAACAGUGGAGAACAAAGGGAGGAAGAAAGCUGCAAGUCGGAGACAAGGUCCUAGUCACUGACAAACAAAAGGCUAGGCAUAGAUGGGUGACUGGAGUAUUAACAGAAAUCAUACCUAGUCAUGAUGGAGCCAUGAGAAAGUGCAAGUUGAAUACAGCAAGGGGCCCGCUUAUCAGGGCUGCAGGAGAACUACUGUUCGUGGGAGAGGAAUUUCGUGCUAUAAGCGAAAAACAAAAUCUUAUAAAGUCUAUAUACAGCAUUUACAAUCAAUUAAAUAAUAAAAAAAUUAUGGACUUAUGUGACAAACUUUAA
This is a messenger RNA of Dimorphilus gyrociliatus, 3607 nucleotides long. Lineage: Eukaryota; Metazoa; Annelida; Polychaeta; Dinophilidae. The record is from the annotation of a GenBank genome assembly.